Molecule: messenger RNA, 1254 nt
Organism: Parascedosporium putredinis
Lineage: Eukaryota; Fungi; Ascomycota; Sordariomycetes; Microascales; Microascaceae
Source: the annotation of a GenBank genome assembly
AUGACCACACAAGGUUCCGGCCAGGGCGCGUUAAACCAGCAGCAGCAGAUCUUUGUCAACGGCCAGUACAGGCCGAGCUCCGAUGAUACCCAGUUUCCAGUUACGAAUCCUAUGACAGGCGAAACCAUUUACACUUGCUCCUCCGCUACAGUCCAGGACGUAUCCGAAGCGGUGGAGACAGCUCAUACCGCCUUCAAGACGUGGUCGAGAACUUCUCCCUCGAAGAAACGCGCCAUAUUCCUCAAGGCGGCUGAUAUCCUAGAGACUUAUAUACACGGCGACGCGCCAGACAUCCUCAGGCAGGAGAUCUCAGCGACGGAGAGCUGGAUCAAGGUCAACAUUUUUGCGACUGCCGGCGUUCUGCGUGAGACUGCCGGACUUGUGACCCACAUCAAGGGGAAAUUGUUCCAGCAGAUAGGCCCGGGACCACAGUCCUCGGCCAUUGCAUGCCCUCUCAUAUGUGGCAACACCGUGGUGCUAAAACCCUCAGAAAAGAGUCCCAAGUCACAAAACCUCGUCAUCAAGGCCCUUACAGAAGCUGGGCUUCCUACUGGAUGUAUCAGUUUCCUUCCUUGCAGUCCGGCGCGGGCUGCCGAAAUCACCGAGUUUGCUGUAAAGCACCCAAAGAUUCGGCAUGUCAACUUCACAGGCAGUGAGCGAGUUGGAACCAUCAUCGCUGGCUGGGCGGCGUCCUGUCUUAAGAAAUGUGUGCUUGAGCUCGGUGGAAAGGCACCCGCUAUCGUGAGGGAAGAUGCUAACCUUGACGAUGCUGUGGAGGCAAUUGUAUUUGGUGGACUUUCCAACAAUGGACAGGUGUGCAUGUCAACAGAGAGAGUCAUCGUCCACAAGUCUAUCGCGGACGAGUUCAAGCAAAAACUGCUUGCUCGCGUUGGAUCCCUCAAAUGCGGCAAUCAUAUGCUAGAAAAAGAUAUCUCCAUCUCCGGGUUAUUCACGCCCACAUCAGCAACUAGAGUUCUUAGCUUGACCAAGUCGGCGGUUGACGCUGGAGCAACUCUCCUCCUCGGCGACUUACAAAUCGGCGGUCCAAAUAAGACGAUUAUUCGCCCUCAUAUCUUAGAGGGUGUAACAAGAGAUAUGAGGCUAUAUCAUGAGGAGUCCUUUGGCCCUGUUAUGGUGUUGAUUGAAUUCACAGACGACGAGGAAGCUCUUAAUCUAGCUAAUGACAAGAUUGAUGAAAAGGCGUCAGGGAAGUCCGUCCAAGUUCGAAUCAUUGUAUUCACUCCAUCUAUUUAG